Messenger RNA from Dendronephthya gigantea, 3953 nucleotides. RefSeq names its product NACHT, LRR and PYD domains-containing protein 12-like. The transcript has a single exon. Lineage: Eukaryota; Metazoa; Cnidaria; Anthozoa; Malacalcyonacea; Nephtheidae. The record is from RefSeq and is a predicted model, not a curated record. Gene Ontology annotation, molecular function: protein binding. Gene Ontology annotation, biological process: positive regulation of inflammatory response. The coding region runs from base 53 to 3805 and encodes 1250 amino acids. Gene Ontology annotation, cellular component: cytoplasm.
ACAUGAAACAAAAGCAACCCAAUAAAUACAAUAUCUCCUUCGAAAUAUCGUCAUGAUAGACGCAGCGAAGGGUUAUCUCAAGCGGGAAACAUUCAGUACUUGGGCAUACGCAUGGUCGAUUGUUCAUUUGCUAUAUGGUCUGGCAUUUACAGGUUUUGUUAUUGCUUCGAGAGAAGGGGAGGCUGAGAGGUUUACUUGUCGUGUGGCGUCUGAAAGUUCAGCGGCCUACAAGAUGCAAGUCGAUAAAUCAUGUUACUCAAGAUAUCAACAAGAAUACAAUUCUCCACUUUCAUUAUCUUGGUUUGUAAUGCUGAGUAUUUGGUUCCCGAUUAUUGUGGCUGUUGGCUACUCUCUCGCUGUGCGAAGUCGGAUUGUGGACUUUGAUUUACAGAGUUUAAAUACCAGACAAACUGGAACACUAAAUGCACGCGAAGCAGCGAUCCCGGAGAAUCAGGUACACAACAAACUUAAUGUUUUUUACUGCUACUUUUCUCACCUAGCCAUCCGUUUUCUCACCGGAAUGCUAUUUACCAUCCUACAAUAUGCAGUGUUCUUUCCAAAUGGUUUUGACUUCGAGUACAACUGCACUUUCCCGCCAAGUCCUUUCAAUGCCAGCACACCCAUUACAUGCGAGAAUCCGAGUGCACCUCAAAAGAAAUUAUUAUCAUUCUUCGUUUCUGUAUUAAAUACAGGUUUUGCGUUAACAAUGCUUGUAGAAAUGGUCCGCGUAUUACAGCGGCUACCCAACUGCAAAUGUAGAGUUGAUUGGGGUGCUGAUAUUCAUUUCAUUACGGCCUUUCUGUUGGGACAGCUAAAAUCGCCUAAACCAAAAUGCUUGGAGGAAUGCGUAGAAUUUUAUAAAAGACAAGUUCUGCAGCCCGCCUUAGAUAUGUUGUAUAUAAACCUUGUUAUUCACACUGAACGAGCACCCCACAAGUUUUCAAGAGACAUGAGACGUCAGGAAACGCUUAAUGUUUAUAUGAAAGUCCCUCAUUAUUCCAUAUGUCUAGAAAAGGCAAGUGAUUUAUUUUCUCCCAACAAAGAUACAAGGGGAAUGAUUCCUCGCACAAUCCUGGUUGUCGGUCGUCCUGGUAUAGGAAAAACUGUUCUGACUGAAAAAAUUAUACAUGAUUGGGCUAGUGGAAUUGACGAUUAUAGCGGCAAGAUUGCCUUCUUUUUAAAAUUUAGAUGGUUUGAUUUGAAGGAACUAAAAAACCUAACUCUUAAGACUUUUCUUCGUCUUGGGACAGGACUUACCGAUGAAAAAUUUGAAAAAAUAUAUGAACAUAUCACAAAAGAUCCAGAAAAGGCUAUUUUUGUUUUUGAUGGCUUGGAUGAAUUUGCCAGUGGCAUUGAAUGCUUAGAUAGUUUACAACCUCCAAAUGAUCCUGAUAUUUGCAUGUCUGCAUUUUCCCUGUUUAUUAAACUAAUUUCUGGGAACUUGUUGCAUGGGGCAACCGUUCUCGUAACGAGUCGCCCAACUGCAAGUGAGCUUUUCUCCAGGUUCAAAUUUGAUAGAACUGUUGAGAUCAUUGGUUUCACCCCAGAAAAAAUUGAAGAAUAUAUCAAACGAUUUUGUGACAUUCAAAACACAGGCGAUCUAAAUCCGGAUGAAAUGAAACAAAAGAUAUGGAGCCACAUAAAAUCCACGUCAGACUUGUUAAGUUUAUGUUACAUACCUGCAAAUUGCUUAAUCGUCUCUUCGAUCCUGCUUGAAUGUUUCACUGUCCCUCAGAGUGAAACAAGUGUUCUUCCAAAAACACUAACUGAACUUUAUCAGGCAGCCAUUAUCUAUUUGGGUAAGCAUCACUGUAGAAAAUUAGAUGGUCAGUCUUCUGAGAAAGCAAUGGGUAAACUUCAAUUAUUAGCAUACAAUGGAAUUGUGCAUGGGCAACUAGUUUUCGAGAGGGAAGCAGUUGAUCAACAUAUGGAACAUUCUGGGUUGUUGAACAGUUUAUAUAAUCCUAUUCACCCAAUCGAAGAGCAAUUUUGUUUCAUUCAUUUGACUAUCCAAGAAUUUCUUGCUGCGAUGCAUGUGAUUAAGGUAUUCACCCCCGAAGAAGUAAAGAGCUUUAUUAUUUCUCAUAUUGAAUUUGGUAAAUGGCAGUUGGUACUUCAAUUUAUUGCUGGCAUUUUGGGUAGGAAAAUGAAAAUGUGUGAAAGUAAUCUUUACAAAGAUUGUGUUUUGGCCUUUUCGAAAAGCAUCGUUGUUGAUGAUGGCGAAGUGAACCUUAAACAAUCAUUGUUUGCUAUAAAAUGUUUAAGGGAGUUAGCUGAUGAAGACAUUCUUGAAGAGGUCUGUGAAACAAGUCCUCUGAAUGACAUUGUGAGUCUAAAAAUUCCACAAUCCCCAAAUAUAUCAUCAAACGACUGUUCAGCUGUGACUUAUGUAUGGAAGCACAUAAAGAAAUCAGUCAAAAUAGACUUGGGUCUCACGUUUUUGAGCGAGGAAUGUUAUCUUGAACUUACGAAAUUGCUACAGCAAAAAUGCAUAGAGCAACUUGUGCUAAAAGGCAGAGCAUUCAGCCACCAUUUGGCAACGGAGAAACUUGUUAAAGCAGUAAUGAACUCGAAGUGCACAAUAAGGCACAAACAUACUCUGCUUACAAAGUUGAAACUUGAACGUGUGCGUAUAAACAACGAAGGUCUGUUAAUCAUCUGCGAGUUAUUUAAAAACAGAUACGCAAAUUCUCUUGAAAAACUACACCUAUCGAGUGCAAAAAUAAAUUCAUAUGGAAUAUCCGUGCUUUGUAAGGUCCUGGACAGCACGCUUUGCCCAGAACUCAGAUGCCUUGAUUUGAAUGGGAAUGAAAUACUUGAUGAAGGUGUAAGAGUUUUGUGCAAUGCUCUGAUUCGUCAUAGGUUGUUCAGGCUUACUGAGCUGAACCUUGGCGGGUGUUCGUUGACUGAUGGAUGUAUACUCUCACUGUGUGGACUACUAGGAGACGAACGUUGCAACCUGGCUGUUUUGUCGCUCGCUUAUAAUAAGAAUAUAACUGAUCAGGGCUUGCUUGUGUUGUGCCAAAAAGCUUUGGCAGAAAAGCAUUGCAAGCUCACAAACUUGGACUUGUCAGGAUGUUCACUGACAUACCGAUGCGUACCCGAGCUUUGCAGAACUUUGCAAGAUAAGCAUUGUAAAUUGGCUGUUUUGUCACUCGCGCAUAAUAAAGGGGUCGGUCGGGAAGGUUUACGUUUGCUGUGUGAAUAUGCUUUAACAAGAGAUCAUUGUAAACUUGUGAAGUUGAACCUGGCUCGGUGCUCGAUAGCAGAUCAAUGUAUACCAGAGCUAUGUCAGGCAUUACAGGAUGAGCAGUGCAAACUUACUGAUUUGUCACUUGGAUAUAAUAUUGGUUUAAGCGACGAAGGUUUGCGUACGUUGUGCGGACAAGCCUUAACAAAGGAGAAUUGUAAAGUUACAAAGUUGAACCUGUCCUGGUGCUCAUUGACGGAUCAGUGUAUACCCAUUCUGUGUACGACGUUGCAACAUGAACGUUGUAAACUUACCGAUUUGUCGAUAGGAAGUGAUAAAGGGAUAAGUGACGAAGGUUUGCGGGUGUUAUGCGAACGUGCUUUGACAAACGAGCGUUGUAAGCUAGCGAAGUUGGAUAUGUCUCAUUGUUCAUUAACAGAUCGUUGCAUUCCCGUGCUAUGUGAAGCAUUGCAAGACGAACAUUGUGGACUUUGUGAACUUUUCCUGAAGGAAAGCAUGUUUAGUUCGGCGAGCAUAAAGUCGCUUCGUGAAAUAACAACUUAUGGGGUUUGCAGAUCUAGAGGUUUGAAACUUAUAUUACACUAUAGAAGGUAGCAAAUUGACUCUAGCAAACGUCCGCUGAUAAUGGAUUAGACAAAAUUUCCAAAUAAUGAAUACUUGCCAACCUUGUAAUAUUUUAUUGUAACAUGAGAAAUCAAUGAUCUUUUAUGAGUGCAUGACCGACUUUAUGUAACGAAAAUUA